This is a messenger RNA of Mercenaria mercenaria, 685 nucleotides long. Its product is annotated as mediator of RNA polymerase II transcription subunit 30-like. Bases 2 to 670 code for a protein of 222 amino acids. Gene Ontology annotation, cellular component: mediator complex. NCBI's taxonomy places the organism in Eukaryota, Metazoa, Mollusca, Bivalvia, Venerida, Veneridae. Gene Ontology annotation, biological process: positive regulation of DNA-templated transcription. The transcript has 4 exons. The record is from RefSeq and is a predicted model, not a curated record. Gene Ontology annotation, molecular function: transcription coregulator activity.
UAUGAUACUUGUGCAUUGUUCCGUUCUUCUACUUCUACCACUUUGUGGCCAACAUCAACAAAUUGAUAAUACUGCCAUUUUUAGGUUGGAAGUGUCUAGGGGUACUGAUCCGUACCUCCACUCCACUGGACAAGACUGUUACGGAGUCUCCAGACAAGACUUUUGGGGUUUUCCAGGGGUAUCAUGUAGUGAAUUCGGACAUGUUAUGGCAGCAUCUGGUCAACCUUUCCCAGUGUCCACACAGACAUCAGGAGUGAUAUUGUCAAGUCAGGGUGUGGCAAGCAGUUUUGGUCAACCAGUUUAUUCACAACCCCAGUCAGCACAGAUGACAAGUAUGCAACAUCAACAGUCGUACCCAGGACCCAGUCCUUCAUCUACUUCUGUACAGGUUCAAAUGAUGUCACCAACAAAGUCUCGGGACUUGGUUUCAGUGUGUAGACUUGGUCAAGAGACAAAUCAGGAGCUAGUGAAUAAACUGUUAGAUGUUUUCAAACAGUUCAAGACUAUGCAGUUGCCAAAUGGAACAAACAACACACAGUAUCAUGAAAGAAGGAUGAAAAUUGAAGAAAGCUUGAGACAACUCAACUUCAUCUUUAGAAGGCUGAGAGCAAUAUAUGAUCGAGUGUCUGAGACAAUAGUUGACCCAAAUGAAAACCCAGAGGAGGUAUGACUUCAUAUAUGUAAU